Messenger RNA from Kickxella alabastrina, 1801 nucleotides. Its product is annotated as Mycolic acid cyclopropane synthetase-domain-containing protein. The record is from RefSeq and is a predicted model, not a curated record. Bases 131 to 1684 code for a protein of 517 amino acids. Lineage: Eukaryota; Fungi; Kickxellomycota; Kickxellomycetes; Kickxellales; Kickxellaceae. Gene Ontology annotation, biological process: lipid biosynthetic process. The transcript has a single exon.
UUUUAUAUCAUUACGCCAAUUCACAAUCCCACCUUAACUUUUCUCUUAUAACCGACUUUCACACGCAUCAUCACGAAUCUUCAUUAACGCCUACCGAAUAUUUUCAUUAUUUUAUCUUAAAUUUACGACAAUGUCUACUCUCUCUUACGCCUUUGCCAAAGUUACCACGGGCUUUCGCCUUGCAGACAUUGCGCUCAAGGGUAUUGAGAUGUGCUUUCAUAGGAUCAGCCGCAUUUUGUUGACCAGACCAUCGGCAUUCAUAAUUCCAACGGUCAAGCAGCAGAUUGCCCUGACCCUGAGUAAAGCAACAGUGGGGUCGCUGACAAUUAUCGAGAACGGUGAGUCAAUGGUAUUUGGCAACCCUGAUGACGGCGGCCCGCACAUCUGCCUGACCGUACUCAGUGAGCAGUUCUGGGUGCGCCUGAUGCUGGUUCAGGACCUGGGCUUUGCCGAGGCGUACAUGGCAGGCGAGAUUGCAGUCGACAACCUGGUCAACUUUAUCCGCUUCUACAUCUACAACCGCGCCGCGCUGGACACUGCGUCGUCGUCGCCGCUGGUCAGCUCGCUGAUGUAUCUGGCGAGCACGCGCUUUGGAAACUCAGUGCUCAACACGGCGAGCAACAUCAGCGCGCACUACGACCUGGGAAACGAAAUGUUUGAGAUGUUCCUCGACUCGUCGAUGACGUACUCGUGCGCCAUCUGGGACGGGCCUGGAGACACACUCGAGGCGGCGCAGCUGCGCAAGCUGGAUAUGCUUAUUGACAAGGCGCACCUCCGGCCGACCGACUAUGUGUUGGAUCUCGGUUGCGGGUGGGGCUCGCUGUCGAUGCGCGCUGUUCAGCGCACGGGCUGCCGCGUGCUGGGAAUCACGCUGAGCACCGAACAGAAGGAGGUUGCUGAGCAGCGCAUUGCAAAGGCCGGCAUGAGUGACCGCAUUAAAAUCAUGCUAAUCGACUACCGCAACCUAAACCCGGCCGAGCACUGCUUUGACCGCAUAAUCUCGCUUGAGAUGGUCGAGCACGUCGGGUACGAGUACCUGCCCGUGUACUUUGAGCAGUGCCACAAGCUGCUGCACCCUCAGCACGGCGUCAUGGUUUUGCAGGCAAGCACGAUGAACGAGGAGCGCUACUCCGAGUACCGGCACACCGUGGACUUUAUUAACAAGCACAUCUUUCCAGGAGGCCACUGCCCAAGCGUGUCGGCGCUGGUGGCAGGCGCGACCAAGGGCAGCAAUGGCAUGUUGAUGCUUGAGAGCGCGGCCAAUUUCCCCGACCACUAUGCCCGCACACUGCGCGUGUGGCGCGAGCGGUUUCUGAGCGGGUACGACAAGGUGCUGGCAAUGGUGGCGCCCAAGAACCCGCAGCUGAUUCUACAGGAGCGCGAGCUGGUGUGCAGUGCUGACAACAGCGCCAAUAACUGCGACACCGACCGGCCGCGCAUAUCCUCGGACAGCUCUGCAACCAAGUGCGGCAGCGACACUGCCGACAGCAUAACCGACACACUUGACAAGACAGGCAGCGUCGGCACCAGAGUGACCAGCUACAACGACGUCUUCCGGCGCAAGUGGGAGUACUACUUUGCAUACUGCGAGGGUGCCUUUGCUACACGCACACUUGGCUGCACACAGCUUGUGUUUAGCAGGACGUACAACGAGUGUCUUUCUGAUGCGAGUAUUUUGGUUUAAUCUCCUUUCGUUUAUUUAUUGUCAACCCUUAUAUUUUAGUCCGUUUUUUCAGUUCUGUUUUCAGUUUUCAGCCGUUCAGUGUUUCAAUAAUAGUUUUAACCCUAAUCAUUUGAAGCA